Molecule: messenger RNA, 9242 nt
Organism: Mercenaria mercenaria
Lineage: Eukaryota; Metazoa; Mollusca; Bivalvia; Venerida; Veneridae
Exons: 12
Coding region: 128-2254 (708 amino acids)
Biological process (GO): signal transduction
Source: RefSeq, a predicted model, not a curated record
UGGUAUUGCAUUUUGUAAAACAAGGAAGUAGUUUUUCGCAGGAACUCUAAUGACAACAAAACUCAACUUCGACAUGCGUUGGUAUUUACGUAGAAUACAGGUAUUGUGAAAAAAUGUUGUGUAUGUAAUGGGUGCAGGUGCAUCAUUGGAAAUACCCGUGAAAACAGAAAAUACAUCAGCUUCCCCAUUACUGUCUACUCCAUCAGAAAACAGUAGUGGUUACCAUAGCAACAUAGAAGAUUUGGACACAUUAGCAAGUAUGCAGUCUCAGACAGCACAGACUAACCAAAAGAUAAUGCCAAAGCGACCUCUUGCUUCAAGACCCUCAGUAAUUAUCGGGGCUGUAACAAAGCAACAGCAAGAAAGGGAAGAAGAACUAGAAAAUAAAAAUGUCAAAAAGUCACCUGAACUGAAAAAAGUAUUUGAGGGUUUUGAACAAUGCAAAAAGUUUUUGCUAGAUCAGUCUAAAAGAAAUGAAAGGUAUUACGAGCCACUCAAUAAAAUGCUGAAAGACAACGUAACCGAAGCAUUUUCCAAGUUUGACAAAGAUGAGCAGCGUAUGGUGAUGGCAAAUAGACUAGCAAGAAUAAACUUUGUUCAGGCCUUGGUUGGUUACUACAACUUUGUCUAUGAUGAUCUUGAUGUUGAUGGAAUAAGCUAUGGCUUUGUUGAUGAGGCAAAUCAGGUGAAAGAGAAGAAGAACAAGGAUCCAGGGGACCACGGCACACUUCUGGUUCUAACCAUUAGAGAAAUACUAUGGAACUUCUCUGACAGCAGUCAUAAAUUCUCAGAAAUGAUCUCUCAGACUGAUUUAUUCACGAAACUUGUGCAUGACCUUGAAAUAAUAAAAGAAGAGGAUCUUCAAGAUAUGGCGGAUUUUGAAGACAUGGAUCUAUUUGCAUUCAAUUCUGCAGUUGGAAUUCUACAUAACUGUGCCAGAAAUCCUGACAUUGAUAAACAAAUAUUUCGUGACCUUAAAGUGACUAAGUUGUUGUAUCCAUUCUUAAGGUCAACUGUGUAUGUAAAGAUGAUAACAUUGUUGGCACUUGGAAACAUUGUAACAGAAGAAGAGGUGUCUAAAUUGGCAGCUGAAGAGGAUGUUAUAGACUUCCUCCUGAAAGCAAUCGUCAAGGCACUGAAUGCGCCAGACAGAAAAGAGCAUGGGUUUCACUUGACAGAAUUAGUUGACGGUCUAGCCGCUAUUGCGCAGAGUGAUACAAAUAAAUCAAAGGUUGUGUCCAAGGAGAAUCUGCUUGCCACACUUGUGAAAAUAAUCCAGGGAAAGGUUACCACAGAGGUUCUGGCAUGUGUGAAGUUGGUGUGGCAACUGGCAUUCUUAUCAGCUAACAAGAGUGCAAUUAAGAAAGAUAAAGAGCUGAUGAAAACUUUAGAUUCACUACGGAAAGAUGCAGACUACGACAUCAAGACAACAGCAAAUAGUGCUUGGUUUGUUCUCGUUGACCAAGAUGAGAGACUGCAUCAUGAGGAAGAAAUGAAAAAAUCUCACAAGAAAACAGCAGAUACAGGGAAGGCUGCAACAACACCAGGAGGGAAACAUAUAAUGAUUAGUUACUGCUGGAAAGACAAAGAAACUGUUCUAAAGAUACACCAGAUUCUUGAGAAUGAAGGUUAUCCAACAUGGAUAGAUGUAAAAGAGAUGAAUAAAUAUGCAAACUUACUGGAGGGAAUGGCACGAGCAGUAGAGGAAGCCUAUGUUAUUCUUAUCUGCUUCUCAGAACAAUACAGAAACAGUCAGAACUGUAGAACAGAGGCAGACUAUGCAUAUGCUCAACAGAAAAACAUUGUGCCAUUAAAGAUGCAGCGAGGGUAUAAGCCUGAUGGUUGGCUUGGAGCACUAAUUGGUGCCCGGCUGUACAUAGAGUUUUCACCUCACUAUCCAUUUGAUGACCAGAUGAAAAAAGUUCGUGAUCAAAUUAAACUUGAUGAUGAACCUCCUCCAGUGGUGAGAAAACCAGAUGUACCAGACACAACAUCGUCAGCAGCAACACGGGUACGAGUCUGGACAAGAUCACAGAUAGAUUCUUGGAUAACUGAACACAAGUUACAGGGAAGUGCUUUCAAACAAGUGAAGAGAAUGACAGGAGAGCAGUUAGAGUUCCUUUACAAGGUCAUGAUUAAGUCACCAGACACAUUCUACCGUUGGUUAGAGAUGAAGUUGGAGUUAAAAACACUCGAAGAUCUUAUGAAAUUUGACAGAGCUGUCCAAGCGUUAGGGAAGCAUGUCAGUCAUUGACAGUGAGCACACUAGAUGGACUCCCAGAAUGUUCAAAUCAAAAUAUGCUUCGAUAUUACACAUGUUCUAUUUAUAGUAUGUUCCAUUUAUAGUUUACAGUAUAUCUGGUGUUGGUACGAAAUAUGAGGUAGUACAAUAGUUGAUAUUUGUUAAUAGACAAUAAGAGUUUACGGUCCAAGUUUGUUUGCUAAGCUCAAGGGGCCUGUCAAAAUUUGUUAGGGCCAUUAAUAGUCUGUACCAACCAAGUUUACAUUUCUCCUGUACAUAGUUCUGACUUAACAUGUAAACACAUAGGACUAUGAUCUUAACAGGUAUUCCAUAUUGUUUUAUCAUUGUUAUGUGUAUUAAUCAAGGAAAACACAAAAACACUGUAACAAUUUCUGAUUAAAGUAUUAUUAUUAUUGUCGUCACUUGAUUGUCGGUGUCAGUUAAAAUUUUUGUUUAGGUCCACUUCUUCCCAAAAAACUAUAAUAUCAUUUUUAGCUCAUCUGAUUUUUUGAAAAAAAAUGAUGAGUUAUUGUCAUCACUUGAGCGGUUGUCGGCGUCGGCGUCGGCGUCUGCGUCGGCGUUGCCUGGUUAAGUUUUAUGUUUAGGUCAGCUUUUCUCCUAAACUAUCAAAGCUAUUGCUUUGAAACUUGGAAGACUUGUUCACCAUCAUAAGCUGACCCUGUAUAGCAAGAAACAUAACUCCAUCUUACUUUUUGCAAGAUUUAUGGCCCCUUUUGUACUUAGAAAAUAUCAGAUUUCUUGGUUAAGUUUUAUGUUUAGGUCAACUUUUCUCCUAAACUAUCAAAGCUAUUGCUUUGAAACUUGGAAUACUUGUUCACCAUCAUAAGCAGACCCUGUACAGAAAGAAACAUAACUCCAUCUUGCUUUUUGCAAGAAUUAUUGCCCCUUUUGGACUUAGAAAAUCAGUUUUCUUGGUUAAGUUUUAUGUUUAGGUCAGCUUUUAUCCUAAACUAUCAAAGCUAUUGCUUUAAAACUUGCAACACUUGUCCACCAUCAUAAGCUGACCCUGUACAGCAAGAAACAUAACUCCAUCUUGCUUUUUGCAAGAUUUAUGGCCCCUUUUGGACUUAGAAAAUAUCAGAUUUCUUGGUUAAGUUUUAUGUUUAGGUCAACUUUUUCUCUUAAACUAUCAAAGCUAUUGCUUUGAAACUUGCAACACUUGUUCACCAUCAUAAGCUGACCCUGUACAGCAAGCAACAUAACUCCAUCCUGCUUUUUGCAAUAAUUAUUGCCCCUUUUGGACUUAGAAAAUCAUUUUCUUGGUUGAGUAUUAUGUUUAAGGCAACUUUUCUCAUAAACUAUCAAAGCUAUUGCUUUAAAACUUGCAACAGUUUUUCACAAUCAUAAGAGGACACUGUACAUCAAGAAACAUAACUCUAUCCUGCUUUUUGCAAGAAUGAUGGCCCUUUUUAGACUUAGAAAAUCAUGGGUAGGACAAUAUUUCUAUUAUACAAAAAAAAUCAGAUGAGCGUCAGCACCCGCAAGGCGGUGCUCUUGUUUAUUAUAUGCCUAUAUAAAUUCUGUAAAAAAUCGGCUUGUAUUUCACAAUGAAAUAUGAACAAACAUACAAAAAUUCCGUAUUGUACCUUUUAAAUUCGGUAUUGUACCUUCCGUAUUGUAUGCUGCCGGACUAUUUUUAUUAAUAUGCAUGACCCGACACAUUUCUAUAAAUCGCGCACAUAGAAAGUUCACUAAGUUCCAUUUAAUAUCGAUAAGCAUUGAAGACUUCCUUCAAGAACAAAACAAGAAUCAAAAUGGUAAAGGUAUAUAAUAAAAGGGUCAUUAUAACAGUAGCUAGAUCUGGGUCUUUGUAUUCGGCUCUCAUGGAUUUUGCAAGGUUGGAUCACACUCGGCGCUUGCGCGCCUCAUGAGAUCCGAUCUCGCAAAAUCCACUCGAGCCGAAUACUGCAUCCCAGAUCAAGCUACUGUUAUAAUAACCCUAUUAUACUUGGUUACAAGCAAAAUCAAGCCUUUGUAUACUCAGAUUUUACUUGUGACACAUAGGUAAAUACUUGGGAAUUUAACUGAUGGGACUCAUGAUUUACUUUUACACAGUGUAUCUAGUUUGACUUAAACAGAAUGAAGCAGGAAUAUUGACAGGAAAAAGUCUUUAAGAUAGCCAGAAUUUGAAUAUAAGUAAGGUCGAAGUACCAAGCUUCAGCUGUGAUAUGUUGUAUGAUAAAAAUAUAUGUAUUGCUGAUGCAUGGAACGGGACUUUUUAUUUUAAAUACAUAUAUACACUUGUAAUUCUGUGAUACGCAUUCAUAUGCAAUUUUUUUCUGUGAUGACAAAAAAAAAACAUCCAUGUUUAAGAAAUUUUUGUGUUUACUUGACUUCAUGUUUCAUCUGUGUAUGUUCAUUCAUGUCUAAAGGGCCAAACAGAAUAUAUAUUUUUGUUUUCUGUACAAAUUCAUGAACAGUUUUUAUAUACAUUAUAUUUCUGUGAUAAUGUUAAGAGAUGCCAAAAAUAAAUGUUUGUUUAUGUAUGCUUACACAGUGACCUUGAGACUGCUAAAUGACUAAAGAAUCCUUCGGUCUACAGCCAUAAAACUUCAUAGGAUAGAGAUGAGUUCCUUUGGUCAAUAGGUCACCCCAAGUGUUUCUUGUGUCUGUCUUGUCAAAGGUCAAUGUCACAGUGACCUUUAGUUUUGCUCAGUAACUAAGGAAUGCUUUUGUCUACAGUCAUCAGACUUUAUAGGAUGAUUGCCUUUCUGUGGUCGGAAAAUUAAAAGUCAGUCACAGUGACUUCUAGAAAAGAAUUCUGCUUCAAGAAUAUUUUAGCCUACGGUCAUCAAACUUUAUAGAAUGAUUGUCUCUGAUCAGUAUAUGAUCCCUAUUGUUUUAGGGGUCAGUAGAUCAAAGCCACAGUGACCUUGAGACUCAAAUGGUUCCUGCUCAGUAUCUAAAAAACCCUAUGAUUACUGCUUUAAGACUUCAUAUGACAAUUACCUGCGGUCAGUAGAUGACUAUUUUUAUUUUGGGGAUCAGUAAGUCAAAGGGCAAGGUCACUGUGAUGUUGAGACUGAAAACAUUUUCAGCUUGACUAAAAAAAGCAUUUGCCUACAGUUCAUAGAGGGACUGCCUUUGGUCAUUAGAUGACCCAUAUUUUGUUGGGGAUCAGUAGGUUAAAAGUCAAGGUCAUAGUGAUCUUUCAACUGAAAAUGGGAGUGGGAGUAUAUGUGUUUUACAAACAGCUCAUGUUAUUUAUUUCUUUGAUAGUAGAUCUACUGUCUUUUAGUACCUGUUUAUAUACAUACAAUCUCAGCCACUCAGGUUUUUUUUUGCUGUUAUAUCAUGCCAUCAUCUUGUAGUUUUUUAACGAGUUAAAAUAUCUUUAAUCAAUCCAAUAUGUUCAGCAGUAGUGUACAUAGCCAUGACUAAAAAUGUAAGAUCUGAUUUUUAGGGAAUAUACUUUGAUUCUGACAUGUAAAACAAACAGAUUUCCUGCUUUUCAAAGGAUCCUUAUAGAUAUUGUUAGUGAUCUGAACAGCAGUCUUUAAGUGCCAUGUGGCAGCUGUAAGAAGUAUCCCUGUACUUGAAGUCAGUGUUUUUAUAUUGCUGUAUUCUUUGGGAUCAUGGAAUCCAUUUAAUUUUACUAAAGUAGAAUUCCACUGCACAUGUAAUUACCUCUUAUGAACAGACUAAAUCAAACUGAGUCUGCUGUUACCCUAAUUGGUUGUGUUCUGUGCCUAGUGUACCUAUCUUGUAGUUCCUUAAUGGUGAAAAAAACAUUUUUACUGUGAAAUUACCACAUAUAUUUCACAAUUAUAUUUCAGUAAUUCACUUAAAAGACAGUAAUAAAUUCUCCGUACAUGUUAAAGCACCAAACAGUGUCAAUAAAAGUCAAUGAAAUAAACUACAUUGAGCUAUGGUAUUGUGGCAUUAUGAUGCUACAUGGGUUAUUGUAUGACUAAAUAUUGGUAAAAACCAUUGAAAAAUAGAUGUUUUGUUUGACAUCCAUUUUAUGUACAUAUAUGUUAACAUCUAUUUCUCACUUGAACACUAGACUUAAUUUUCUCUUAAGAAAAUAUUGCAUCCUAAUUGUAUGCUCUUAGGGAAGGGUAUUCUUUAACUUACUAAUUCAUGUGGAAAACUGAAAAUUAUAGCUUCAUUUUGUUUUCUCUUGAUUGCAUUGAAAUAGUUUUUUUUCUGGCAAAUAUUUUUUCUGCAUAUUUCAGUAUGCUUUGUUAUUUUUUCUGCGUUUUCCACCCUUUCAAAAAGAGCGGGUAUAUUGUUGUUUUUCUCAUGUUGGUCUGUCCAUAUGUAUGUCUGUUGACACUCUGGAUCUGAUCAUUACUUGUAGAAUGCUUUGUCCUAGAAUAGGCAAUAUUCAUAGGCUGGUUACCUGUAGUCAAAAUAUCACAUCUGUUGUUUUUAGGAUCAGAUCAAAGGUCAAGGUUGCAGUGAUGUUUUGACUGAAAAUGGUUUAUCAUCAAUAUGCAAGGAAUACUUAGGUCUAUAGGAGUCAAAAUUCAUACGGUGAUUACCUGUGGUCAGUAGAUGACUCAGUAGGUGAGUGACCAUAAGACUGAAUAUGGUUUCCAAUCAAUAACUGAAGAAUUCUUGGGCAGGAUGAUUGCCUCUUGUAAGCAGGUGGUCUCUGUUGUUUUUUAGGAUCAUUUGAUCAAAAGUCAGUCACAGAGAUCUGAAUACCUGACAGUUUCUGGUCAGUUGUUGUAGAAACAAGACAAAAUCUAUUUCAUUUCUUUAUGUUUUACGUAUCAUGAGUUUCAUCGGACAUUAUACAUCAUUCGACAGUUUAUGUUUACAAGACUUUAUAUAUAUCCGGUACAUCAUAUAGGGUUGCUCUAGUUCAAAUACUAUUGCGCUUGUUAACAGAUGUAUGCAUUUAUAACCAUUCAGUGUUAUGCUUUUAACUACUAUGAAUGUAUAUCAAAGAAAAGAUAGGGUUUUAUUCCUUUUCACUGAUAUAUCUAACCCCUUUUAAUGUUUGUUUCGUUCCGUUUCGCAAAAUACCAAUACCUGUGUGGGUAAUGGUACUUUGCGUAACGGAACGAAACAAGACAAAACAUGUUUCAUAUUUGAUGUUUUGCAUAUCAUUAGUUUCAUCGGACAUUAUACAUCAUUCAACAACUAAUGUUUAUACAGGGUUCAUGUAAUUUACUAUAAUAUUUUGAUUUUUUAUUUCUCCCCAUAUGGUGCCCCUCGUUCCGUUUCGUUUCGUUCCGUUUCGCAAAGUACCAAUAGCCGGCAUAAGGUCUCAUACUUCAUAGCAUGUGAGUCUAUAAUCAGGGGAUGACCCUUAUUGCUUAGUACCUCAUUAAGUCAAAGGUCAAGGUCAUAGCGUACUGGUGACUAAAAAAUUACACACCAUAAUAUAACUCCUACAGGCCAUCCUGAAGCUGUUGUGUUUAAGUUAAGCCUGUUAAGGAUAUUGGAAGGAUAUACAGUCUUGUAUAUGUUUUUAGCUCCACUAUUCCGAGAAUAGGGGUGCUAUACUACUCGCCCCCGGCGCCAGCAUGAGCUUUCUAGUUUAAAGGUUUUCGGCAACCUUUGUUUUUCUGUCAUCUCUUUGUUACUAUUGCUUAUAUCUUAUUGUAAGUUCACAUAAACAUUGUCCAGCAUACAAACAAAGUAUGUGCAUGGGCUGAGCCCCUUAUACAUAAGGUCAAGGUCACCAAGGUGUUAUACUUAGGUUAUUUUUAAGGUUAAAGUUUUUUGGCAACCUUUGUUUUUCUGUCAUAUUUUUGUUACUAUUGCUUAUAUCUUACAGUAAGUUCACAUAAACAUUGUCCAGCAUACACACAAAGUAUGUGCAGGGGCUGGGCCCAUUAUACCCAAGGUCAAGGUCACCAAGGUUUUAUACUUAGGUUAUUUUUAAGGUUAAAGUUUUUUGGCAACCUUUGUUUUUCUGUCAUAUCUUUGUUACUAUUGCUUAUAUCUUACUGUAACUGCACAUAAACAGUGUCCAGCAUACAAACAAAGUACAUGUAUGUGCAGAGGCUAGACUCAUUAUACCCAUGGUCAAGGACACCAAUUGUUAUACUUGGAAUUAUGUUACCCCUCAGAGUAGUAAGGUUUUUUUAUAUCUUUGUGUAUCUUCCUUUUGAAGUAGAGUUCUCUUAUUGAGACAUAAAUUCAUUUUACUGUCAGAUCACCGGAUAGUUGAGCACGCUGUCUUUCGGACUGCUCUUAAAAAAUUGUCAUACAUUUAUUUUGAGUGUUUUUUUAAUGCUUGCUUUUGUAAAAAUUUGCCUAGAGCUAAGCUUGCCAUAUAUGUUUUAGUCUCCUUAUUUCCUUUAAUUAUAUAAUCUUUUCUUUUCACAGCUUCUUAAAAAUUCACUGUCAUGCUCCAAAGGGUUUGUAAAAAGAAUCAAAUAUUUUAAAUUUUAUUGAGUUAAACCUUAGAAUGUAUUGUGUGAACUAAUGUUUGUUCUUUUACAAGGUUUGUUUUUUGUUUUUGACAUCUGUAUGUAUUUGUUAUUGCUAUUUGAUAUUUUUAUAUCAUUUUAAAGAAUACCAAUAGUGGUAAUAUAAGAGGGCGUUUAGGGGGAUGGGAUUGGGGGCAGGAGGGUCACAUAACUCCUACAUUUUUCAGGAGAUUUGGCUCAAUUUGAUCACUGUGAAAUGAACUUACAUAUAUUAACAGGACAUGAAUGUACCUGCCCUGGUUUAAGACUUAUAGUCCUAUUUGCAAAAUGCUUUGUAUUGUGCGAAAGUAAUACAGUCUUUAUCUGGAAAACUCCUCCAACAGUAAGUCUUGUCAAAGGAUUUAGCCGAAACAAAAGAGAUGUCAUACUAUAAAAUGACUAUAAUGUUUUUUAUAUACCGUUUUUAAGCAGUUUAAUUUGUACACAUAAGAUCUGACUCACAUCCCUUUUUCAGAUGCCAUCAAGGUAACAUUCUUGUGCCAUAUUUGUAAAUAAAGUAUUUAUUUUCAGUCUGGAAAUUUUUAAUUGUUACAUAAUAUACUAGUACAUUUGUAUACAUUUACAAAUAAUAAAAUGAUGCAAAAAUA